This is a messenger RNA of Cercospora beticola, 1164 nucleotides long. RefSeq lists its product as uncharacterized. Gene Ontology annotation, cellular component: cytoplasm. The record is from RefSeq and is a predicted model, not a curated record. NCBI's taxonomy places the organism in Eukaryota, Fungi, Ascomycota, Dothideomycetes, Mycosphaerellales, Mycosphaerellaceae. Gene Ontology annotation, molecular function: oxidoreductase activity.
AUGGGCGGAGACAGUUGCGAUGCAGGUCGCAAUAGUGAAGGAAGCCUCAGCGUGGCAGUUUCGGCAGGACCGCAUAAAAGAGCUUCGAGGCAGUUGACUCGCCAAUUGACUUUUGUCGAUGUUGAACGAUCAUUCGCCAUGGCUGGAGAAAACGGAAACCCGAUCGAGCGCGGCGAUGCAGCGAACGGCAGCAACGGAAAUGGUUGCCUUGCCAAUGGCAACAGCAUUGCGAAUGGCUCGAAGAACUACGAAAACGACAAUCGCAAAGUCGUGAUUGUCACUGGAGCUACUUCUGGCAUAGGCCUCGCCCUUGCCCGGCACCUCCACAGCACCCAGAAUUAUCGAGUGGCCCUCGUCGGCCGCAAUAUCGAAAGAGCAACCAAGAUCUCCUCUUCCUUCAACGAUCCUUCUUCGGCCCAAUUCUUCCGAUGCGAUGUGGCAUCCUACGAUUCCCAGAAAGAGAUGUUUCUGUCAGUAUGGAAGACAUGGGGAAGAAUCGAUGUAUGCUGCCUAAAUGCGGGGAUUGUGGAUGUGGGAGAUCUGUACAACUUUCGGAAAAAUGGUGAAGUGGAAGGGAAAGUUGAGGAUAUGCCAGACGAGCCAGAUCUCAGUGCCACAGAUGUGUGCUACAAGGGUGUGAUUUAUGGAGUGAGGUUGGCGACGCAUUUCAUGCGGUUCAAUUCAGUGGGCUCGCUUUCUGGAGAGAGCGGAACACCUAUGCCUAGAGGAAGGAUCAUCGUUGAUGCCUCGAUCGGAGGCGUAUUUCCGCAUCCUAACUAUCCGGAGUAUUGUGGUGCGAAGGCAGCUGUGAUCCACUUCGUGAGGACCACGGCAGAGCUGUAUAAGCGGAAAGAAGGGGUUUGGCUGAAUGUUGUUUUGCCCGGCAUCGUGGCUACGCCGAUCAUGCCGCAAGAGUGCAUUAAUGCUGUUAGUGAGGAGUGCUUGACGCCCGUCUCCACGGUCAUCGCUGCACAUGAUGUCUUCAUCAACGAUCAGACCGGAGAAGUGGGAAAAGUCCUCGAGGCUUCAAUGGACAAGUUGUGCUGGUAUGAACUGCCGGAGCCCAAGAAUGGGUACAAGACGAUGAGACCGGUCACCGUUUGGGAACCGCUGUUCAAGACGAUGCAUGGUGUGGAAUCUGGAUUGGAUAAUGCAAUGCCGUAA